This is a messenger RNA of Parnassius mnemosyne (clouded apollo), 354 nucleotides long. The record is from the annotation of a GenBank genome assembly. Lineage: Eukaryota; Metazoa; Arthropoda; Insecta; Lepidoptera; Papilionidae.
AUGAAAGUGGUAGUUUCGACUGUAAAUUUCAUAAAAUCACGAGGACUCAAUCACAGGCAAUUCAAGCAAUUCCUUGAUGACAUCGAAAGCGAAUAUGGAGAUUUACUGUAUUAUAUAGAAGUAAGGUGGCUAAGUCGUGGAUUGACAUUGGAACGAUUUCUAAAUUUAAUAGAAGAAAUUGGAAUAUUUCUGGCACAAAAGCAAAGGGAUGUCCCGGAACUUAAAAGUCCUGAUUGGUUGUGUGAUUUGGCUUUUUUAGUUGAUAUUACAAAUCAUUUGAAUGUCUUGAACACACGGCUUCAAGGCAAAAAUCAACUGAUAUCCCAGCUCUACGCUCAUGUAUCAUCCUUUUAA